This is a messenger RNA of Cryptococcus wingfieldii CBS 7118, 1116 nucleotides long. Its product is annotated as endo-1,3(4)-beta-glucanase. Gene Ontology annotation, molecular function: hydrolase activity, hydrolyzing O-glycosyl compounds. The record is from RefSeq and is a predicted model, not a curated record. NCBI's taxonomy places the organism in Eukaryota, Fungi, Basidiomycota, Tremellomycetes, Tremellales, Cryptococcaceae. Bases 1 to 1116 code for a protein of 371 amino acids. Gene Ontology annotation, biological process: glucan catabolic process. The transcript has 6 exons.
AUGCUUGGAUUCACCGCUUCUGCAGUCUUUGGCUUGGUUCUGGCCGGUGCUGGUGUGCAGGCGAGCACGCCUCUGGUUCGAAGUUAUGAGGGUGAUACCUUCUUUGACCGAUGGCAAUAUUACGGCUAUUACGACAACACCACAAACGGUGAUGCCUACUAUGCCAACAAGAGUGUCGCGACUGGCUCGCCCGAGCUCACCUACCUUACCGAUGCGGGCACUGCCGUCAUCAAGGUCGACAACACCUCUACCGUGGCCUACAACGAAAAGCGAAACACCAUCAGGCUCACCUCCGAGGACACCUACUCUGUUGGCUCGGUAUGGGUUUUGGACGCCGUCCACUUGCCUUAUGGUUGUUCCGUCUGGCCUGCGUUCUGGAGUUACGGUGCCGGUGCCACCUGGCCUGAGCAGGGAGAGAUUGAUACCAUCGAGGGCGUGAACAUGGGUUACUCGAACCACAUGGCUUUGCACACUGAGGACGGUUGUUCCCUCGAGGCUUCCAGCACCCAGUACUCUGGUACCGUCAACGACACCUCGUGCUACUACUCUGACAACGACAACUCUGGCUGUGGUGUCACCGACACUGACUACAACUCUUACGGUUCUGGCUUCGCGUCGAACGGCGGCGGUGCGUUCGUGACCGAGUUCUCUGAGGAUGGUAUCAGCAUCUGGUUCUUUGAGCGAUCUGCCAUCCCCGAUGCCGUCUCCAAUGCCAACGACAGCAUCGACACCAGCAGCUUGGGUACCCCUAGUGCUUAUUGGGGCUCGAACACUUGUGACAUCACCGAGUUCUUUGGUGACCAGUCCCUUGUCUUUGACAUUACACUUUGUGGCUCCUGGGCUGGUCAGUCUAACAUCCUCUCCACCACUGGUUGUUCUGCUUUGAGCGGCUCCGACACUUGUUACACUACCUACGUGCUUGACUCUACCAACUACGACACCGCCUACUUUGAGAUCAAUUACUUGAAGGUCUACUCCAACGACUCCUCUUCAUCCAACUCUUCUUCCUCCUCUUCCAGCUCGAGCUCGAGCUCUGGCGUGUCUGCCACUUCUGCCCUCGGCUGGCUCCUCGCCGGUAUCAUGGGUGCCUCUGCCUUUGUCGGCAGUAUGCUGUAA